Molecule: messenger RNA, 516 nt
Organism: Suillus paluster
Lineage: Eukaryota; Fungi; Basidiomycota; Agaricomycetes; Boletales; Suillaceae
Exons: 2
Coding region: 1-516 (171 amino acids)
Source: RefSeq, a predicted model, not a curated record
AUGGAUUCCCCCCCGCCUGGUGGCUUCACCCCGGAGGUUUCGGCUACACUGAAGGGUGAAGGUGGUCCGAAGGUCAUAAUAUCGAUGCAGCGAUCGGCACUCCUGGCCUUGGCGGCUCUUCGGGUGAUGCACCCGGAGUUGUAUUGGGCUUUGGUCACCACACAGAUGAAACUCGCUCAAUGGGCUAUGGAAAAUGAGCUUGAUGGCAUGUAUGCUCGCAAUGCCCUCUUCACCGAUCCAAGAUCUACUCCAGAAGGGUUCGACAUCAUGACCAGUAUCAGCCGUUAUUGCGAUGGCCUCAUGACGCUGUCCAAUCUCGGCAUUCAGUUGCGAUAUAACUCCAGUGCCAUGGUCGGCUGCUCCGGACACAUUGUCAGGCAUGGCAUCACAUUCAGGGGUGAUCGGUCUGUGUGGGCAUGGUUCAUGCGCGAUAGCCUUCACAAUUUUGUGGGAACACCUUGGUCAGAGUAUGCAAAAUACAAGGAUGUAGAUUGGGAUGUCUCGGUUUCAGCUUAG